AUGGUUCGUAAAGCUCACAGCGCCUUAAGCUCGCAGCAUUUAUGCGCAUUGCCUCCCCCACAACUACCAUGUGAUCCUGUGAGGGACGCUCAUCGACCCAGUGGUGCAAGGUGGGCCUCCCUCACAACUACCAUGCGAUUCUGUGUGGGACGCCUAGUUUUAAGGCGCCUCAAAACUAGACUCAUCGGCCCAGUGGUGCAAGGUGGGCCUUCCUCACAACUACCAUGUGAUCCUGACGUGGCCACGUGUGUGAGGGGAGCGCAGCUGCUCACCAAGAUAGUGGCCUCCAACGCAAUGGCUCCAUUCCGUUACGACACCCCACCUAUCUCUCUCUUUCUCCUCGACCCGACUGCUGCACUCAUCACGCCAGGAAACUUCCGGGGAGCCUCCCCUGCCCUCCCAGACGUCUCCAACUUCACUGCGUCAGCCCAGUGGUGCAAGGACACGGUAACAGUGAUUUGGCAUUUCCACGGGGGCUGUCACAGGGGCGUGUGUGUGGACAGCAGCUAUCGCGUGAACGGGGUGCAGGCGCUGCGGGUGGUUGACGGCUCGACCUUUCUCACGUCCCCCGGCACCAACCCCAUGGCCACAUGCCUCAUGCUCGGGAGGUUCAUUGGUCUGAACCUUCUUGAAGAAAGGGGCUUCAAUAUUUCAGCAGCAUGA
This is a messenger RNA of Closterium sp. Yama58-4, 663 nucleotides long. NCBI's taxonomy places the organism in Eukaryota, Viridiplantae, Streptophyta, Zygnematophyceae, Desmidiales, Closteriaceae. The record is from the annotation of a GenBank genome assembly.